CUGGUUUUUGCAGCAUCUAAGGAACUUCAAUCAUAUUGCAAAUCGUAAUUCAAAAGCGUUUGAAUUAUGAAUUCGCAGAAAUGUGUAUUUAUUAUUCUGGUAAUGAGUGCAUACCUGUGUUCUACUACAAAUGCUGGAAUGUAUCCUUAUAAAGAGAGCAGAGCUGUUAAAGAGCAAAACAAAACGUUGGAUAAAUCAGGAAAUGACCUACUCUUUCAUCUUUUGAGCGAAGUAUAUGCAAUAAAAUCAAAAAUUGGAAAUUUGGAGGAAAGCAGGAAAGCGCUAUUAAAAGAAGUCAAUGCACUAAAAAAUCGGAGAUAUACUGUAUGUGAAACAGGUGAUGUUAAAUUAUACAACUUUCCGGGUCAUUUCUACAGCUGGCCACAAGUCAAACACGUUGUAUUCAAGAAUCAUUUUGAGGGACCACCUGUGAUAACUUAUGGACUCUUUACAAUCGACACAUCGAAUAGAGAAAACACACGGAUUAGAACUGACUUAAGCUACAUCACUAGGUCAAACUUUUUGAUUCGACUGAAUACUUAGGGAGCUUCGAAAACGUAUGGAGUGGGUUUGAGCUGGAUGGCAUGUGGAAAAACAGACUUUCAAAUAAGAUUUGUCGCUUUUCAUUACAUUGAUAAUAACUAAUCAAAUAAACGAUGUAUCUUUAUUAGGUAAAUACAAUAUUUUAUUACUAGUAUACA
Molecule: messenger RNA, 701 nt
Organism: Saccostrea cuccullata (small rock oyster)
Lineage: Eukaryota; Metazoa; Mollusca; Bivalvia; Ostreida; Ostreidae
Exons: 5
Coding region: 67-543 (158 amino acids)
Biological process (GO): cell adhesion
Molecular function (GO): carbohydrate binding
Source: RefSeq, a predicted model, not a curated record